AACAUGGCGGGCGUGGCGGAGGCAGCGACCUCCGGGAGCCACCUGAAUGGUGACUUGGACCCAGACAACAAGGAAGAGGGAGCUGCCUCUACGAAUGAGGAGACGGACAAGAAAAAAAGACGGAAGAAGAAGAAGAGUAAAGCAGGGCAACAAGAAACUGAUAAAGAAUCAGCUUCAUUUGAUGAGGUAACAAAACAAUUGGGGAAACAAGCAUUGGAAGAGAAAGAAAGAGAUGAUGAUGAUAAAGCAAAAGUUCAAACAGACCCUCCCUCAGUUCCAAUAUCUGACCUGUUUCCUAGUGGUGUGUUUCCCAAAGGACAAGAGUGCGAGUACCCACCCACACAAGAUGGGCGAACAGCUGCUUGGAGGACUACAAAUGAAGAAAAGAAAGCGCUGGAUCAAGCUAGUGAAGAGGUUUGGAAUGAUUUUCGAGAAGCUGCAGAAGCACAUCGACAAGUUAUAAAAUAUGUUAUGAGCUGGAUCAAGCCUGGGAUGACAAUGAUAGAAAUCUGUGAAAAGUUGGAAGAUUGUUCACGCAAGCUAAUAAAAGAGAAUGACUUAAAUGCAGGUCUGGCAUUUCCUACUGGGUGUUCUCUUAAUAAAUGUGCUGCCCAUUACACUCCCAAUGCUGGUGACACGACAGUAUUGCAGUAUGAUGACAUCUGUAAGGUGGACUUUGGAACACAUAUAAAUGGUAGGAUUAUUGACUGUGCUUUUACUGUCACCUUUAAUCCCAAAUAUGAUAUGUUAUUAAAAGCUGUAAAAGAUGCCACCAACACUGGAAUAAAGUGUGCUGGAAUUGAUGUCCGUCUGUGUGACGUUGGUGAGGCCAUCCAAGAAGUUAUGGAAUCGUAUGAAGUUGAAAUAGAUGGGAAGACAUAUCAAGUGAAACCAAUCCGUAAUCUAAAUGGACAUUCAAUUGGACCAUAUAGAAUACAUGCUGGCAAAACAGUGCCCAUUGUGAAAGGAGGAGAGGCAACAAGAAUGGAGGAAGAAGUGUAUGCUAUUGAAACCUUUGGUAGUACAGGAAAAGGUGUGGUCCAUGACGAUAUGGAAUGCUCCCAUUACAUGAAAAAUUUUGAUGUUGGACAUGUACCAAUAAGGCUUCCAAGAUCAAAACACUUGUUAAAUGUCAUCAAUGAAAACUUUGGUACCCUCGCCUUCUGCCGCAGAUGGUUGGAUCGCUUGGGAGAAAGUAAAUACUUGAUGGCUCUGAAGAAUCUGUGUGAC
This is a messenger RNA of Elephantulus edwardii (Cape elephant shrew), 1230 nucleotides long. Its product is annotated as methionine aminopeptidase 2-like. The record is from RefSeq and is a predicted model, not a curated record. Lineage: Eukaryota; Metazoa; Chordata; Mammalia; Macroscelidea; Macroscelididae. The transcript has 2 exons. Gene Ontology annotation, molecular function: metalloaminopeptidase activity. The annotation marks the transcript as partial. Gene Ontology annotation, biological process: proteolysis.